AUGCCGACCACCACCCCACCAAUAGGAACAGUAGGUCAGAUCAUUGGGAACUCUGGGAUCGCUGGGAUCUCUGGGAUCAUUGGGAACUCUGGGAUCGCUGGGAUCUCUGGGAUCAUUGGGAACUCUGGGAUCGCUGGGAUCUCUGGGAUCAUUGGGAACUCUGGGAUCGCUGGGAUCUCUGGGAUCAUUGGGAACUCUGGGAUCACUGGGAACCCUGGAAACUCUGGCAUAAAUGGGAACUCUGGGAUCUCUGGGAUCACUGGGAACCCUGGGAACUUUGGGAUCUCUGGGAACUCUGGCAUCUCUCGGAUCAUUGGGAACUCUGGGAUCACUGGGAACCCUGUGAAAUUUGGCAUCUGUUGGAUCAUUGGGAACUCUGGGAUCACUGGGAACCCUGGAAACUCUGGGAUCAAUGGGAACUCUGGGAUUACUGGGAACCCUGAGAUCUCUGGGAUCUCUGGGAACUCUGGCAUCUGUUGGAUCAUUGGGAACUCUGGGAUCGCUGGGAACCCUGGAAACUCUGGGAUCAAUGGGAACUCUGGGAUCACUGGGAACCCUGAGAACUCUGGGAUCUCUGGGAUCAUUGGGAACUCUGGGAUCGCUGGGAACCCUGGGAACUCUGGCAUCUGUUGGAUCAUUGGGAACUCUGGGAUCGCUGGGAACUCUGGCAUCUCUGGGAUCAUUGGGAACUCUGGGAUCGCUGGGAACCCUGGCAUCUGUUGGAUCAUUGGGAACUCUGGGAUCGCUGGGAACCCUGGAAACUCUGGGAUCAAUGGGAACUCUGGGAUCACUGGGAACCCUGGAAACUCUGGGAUCAAUGGGAACUCUGGGAUCGCUGGGAACCCUGGAAACUCUGGGAUCAAUGGGAACUCUGGGAUCACUGGGAACCCUGAGAACUCUGGGAUCUCUGGGAACUCUGGCAUCUGUUGGAUCAUUGGGAACUCUGGGAUCGCUGGUAACCCUGGAAACUCUGGGAUCAAUGGGAACUCUGGGAUCACUGGGAACCCUGAGAACUCUGGGAUCUCUGGCAUCUCUGGGAUCAUUGGGAACUCUGGGAUCGCUCGGAACCCUGGGAACUCUGGCAUCUGUUGGAUCAUUGGGAACUCUGGGAUCGCUGGUAACCCUGGAAACUCUGGGAUCAAUGGGAACUCUGGGAUCACUGGGAACCCUGAGAACUCUGGGAUCUCUGGGAACUCUGGCAUCUGUUGGAUCAUUGGGAACUCUGGGAUCGCUGGUAACCCUGGAAACUCUGGGAUCAAUGGGAACUCUGGGAUCACUGGGAACCCUGAGAACUCUGGGAUCUCUGGGAUCAUUGGGAACUCUGGGAUCGCUCGGAACCCUGGGAACUCUGGCAUCUGUUGGAUCAUUGGGAACUCUGGGAUCGCUGGGAACUCUGGCAUCUCUGGGAUCAUUGGGAACUCUGGGAUCGCUGGGAACCCUGGGAACUCUGGCAUCUGUUGGAUCAUUGGGAACUCUGGGAUUGCUGGGAUCUCUGGGAACUCUGGCAUCUGUUGGAUCAUUGGGAACUCUGGGAUCGCUGGUAACCCUGGAAACUCUGGGAUCAAUGGGAACUCUGGGAUCACUGGGAACCCUGAGAACUCUGGGAUCUCUGGCAUCUCUGGGAUCAUUGGGAACUCUGGGAUCGCUCGGAACCCUGGGAACUCUGGCAUCUGUUGGAUCAUUGGGAACUCUGGGAUCGCUGGGAACUCUGGCAUCUCUGGGAUCAUUGGGAACUCUGGGAUCGCUGGGAACCCUGGGAACUCUGGCAUCUGUUGGAUCAUUGGGAACUCUGGGAUUGCUGGGAUCUCUGGGAUCACAGGGAACUCUGGGAUCUCUGGGAACUCUGGCAUCUCUGGGAUCACAGGGAACUUUGGGAUCGCCAGGAACUCUGGGAUCACAGGGAACUCUGGGAUUUCUGGGAACUCUGGGAUCACUGGGAACUCUGGGAUGCUAAUCAGCCUCCCUGUGGAUGGACGUUGCCUGAUUGUUCAAAGAUCUGAGUUUCAGUCCUACGACGAACACCAUGACCUGCACGUCUGCAGUGUUUGGGUCAUUGCUCUAACGUUCAGGCAGAUUGAUGGUCUGUCUGUCUCCUGGCCGUUCCCGCCUGCUGCAUCACCGGCGGCCAUCGUCCGCCUCCUCCUGCCUCUUCAGCACCAAUGA
Messenger RNA from Cyprinodon tularosa, 2163 nucleotides. Its product is annotated as collagen alpha-2(I) chain-like. The transcript is spliced from 3 exons. The coding region runs from base 1 to 2163 and encodes 720 amino acids. Lineage: Eukaryota; Metazoa; Chordata; Actinopteri; Cyprinodontiformes; Cyprinodontidae. The record is from RefSeq and is a predicted model, not a curated record.